AUGCUAGCCCCGAGACAUAAAAAUAACAUUAAUUUAAUAGAAAAAGAACUCUGUGCUUUAAAAAACAAAUUCCAAAACGAUCAGAUCAUGUUAACAGAAGUUAAUAACUUAUCAUCUAGGAUUGAAAAUAUUAGUAGAAGAAAAGUUGAAUACAAGGACACUGACUUCGGCCCAUUCCUUAUUAUGAUAGAGAGUGACAAAGGAAAAGCAGGAAAUAUCCAUCCUAUGGAUAUUGGGAAAGUAUUUCAUACAAUGGGUACGACUGGAAUUAAAGAAAUUAGUAGAAAAGGCAUGAAUAGAAUUGGAGUAAUUUUUAACACCUCCAAACAGGCAAAUAUGGUACUAAAUAGUACAGAAAUCCUUGAGAAAGGAUUUCUUGCUUAUAUACCUCAAAAAAUGCUAACAUCAAGGGGUAUUAUUAGAGAUGUAAGUAUAAAUAUUUCAAUGGAAAACAUAGUUAACGACAGUAAAUUACAAAAAAACGUGAAAAUUAUAUCGGCCAGAAGACUUAACAGAAGAGUUUUAGAUAGCAGUGGGACCGUUACAUACGUUCCAACAGGAACUGUACAACUACUCUUUGACGUAAGAACUCCCCCUAAAGAAAUAAUCAUAUAUUCAAACUUGGUAACAGUAGAUCCAUACAUCCCUCCUGUACAGCAAUGCUUCAAAUGCCUAAGAUUUGGGCACUCACAAAGACAGUGCAGGGGAAAAGCAAGAUGCCCGAAAUGUUCCGAUGAACAUACAGUACAAAGCUGCACAGUUUCUGUACCAAAAUGCCUAUACUGCGAUCUUGAUCACCUUGCCACAAAUAAAAUUUGCAAAGAAUUCGAAAGACAGAAAAAGAUAAAUGAAGUAAUGGUCUUCCAAGAUCUCACCUUUUUUGAAGCUGCCAAGCUGUUUCCCCCAAUUAAGGAAAAGCCAGAGAAUUCGAGAAUGUUUCAGAGGAGAAGUAGGGAUUUUCCUUCUUUACUAUCCAGCUCACCCAGAGCAUUUACUCAAGCACUUCAAAAAUCCCCAUCCUCCACUCCCCUUUUCCAGAGUCAAAGUCAUGUGGUCCCAGUUAAAAGGAAAAAUAAAGUAUACUUCAUCUAA
This is a messenger RNA of Diabrotica virgifera virgifera (western corn rootworm), 1092 nucleotides long. RefSeq lists its product as uncharacterized. Lineage: Eukaryota; Metazoa; Arthropoda; Insecta; Coleoptera; Chrysomelidae. Bases 1 to 1092 code for a protein of 363 amino acids. The record is from RefSeq and is a predicted model, not a curated record. The transcript has a single exon. Gene Ontology annotation, molecular function: nucleic acid binding; zinc ion binding.